Westerdykella ornata is the source of this 959-nucleotide messenger RNA. RefSeq lists its product as uncharacterized. The record is from RefSeq and is a predicted model, not a curated record. Bases 331 to 819 code for a protein of 162 amino acids. NCBI's taxonomy places the organism in Eukaryota, Fungi, Ascomycota, Dothideomycetes, Pleosporales, Sporormiaceae. The transcript is spliced from 4 exons.
CAUGCUUCGCAUGGCCUUGCCAAUGUGAAGUAUCCCACGAACCCGCCAACUUAUUUUCAUUCCAUUGCUGGCAAAAGUAUAAUAAGUUCGUUCGUGAGAGCAAUUAGAGAGGCACUCCGAUUUGCGCGUACAGCGGAUAAACGAGAUACAGGGUCUUUCCCACGAUCCAUCUAUAUUAUAUAUUGCCCUCCAAGAACAAGGCAGAUCUACACCAUGCCGAUCGUAUAUAUAGGCCUGCCGGGAACGCUCUUGCGCCCAUCAAACAUCCACCCUGGGCAGCAUUCCAUCGACAACCAUUUUCCAUCGGCAACAGAGAAUCAACCACCUAAUAUGCUUCCCUACUUCCUGCCCGCUCUAUUUCUCCUCCCCAGUGCCCUCAGUGCACCAGUGAUCAACGCCGCCGCAGCGACCGUCGGCAAGAUCCGCGGCGUGCGAGAUCCCAUCUACCAUCUCUACCUUCAAGCAAAUGCGAAAAACCAAACCAUACCCGUCCUCGGCCCUGAAGCCUCUGCCGAAGAAUUCACCAUCGGGUCGACCAUCCAGAGCAAGAAAACCAGUCAGUACCUGAAUAUCGUAUCUGCGAGCACGAGUUAUAAGCCUGUCGUUUUCGGACCGACGGGCGAGACGACGGCUUGGGGGUUGGAGGGGGACACAAUCAUUACGACGCAGGGGAGCAGUUUUGGCAGACAGUUGAACUGGCUGGUAUGCAAAUCCACCGAUUCGGGCUACUACGACCUCUACUUGCAAACUGGGAGCCAAACACCAAGUGGACGAUCCUGCAGUAAUUACCAGACGAUUCAUCUCCCAUGCUUGUGUUAGGCUGUUGCGAAACGACUUUAUGUGCAUAUGGCAAUGGAUGUUGGAACAGGGUUGAGAUUCGCCGAACCGUGGCACGCGAAUAACAGACCGGUAUGGAGACUUGGAGUUCAGAGCUCAUUCGACAAUGUGCGACCUUUGGG